AUGACCAUCUCCCAUCCUCCUCAGAUGAGCAAUCCAUACUCACAGCCACCGACUAGCCUUUCUGACCAACCGACAGCUCGUAUGGCCUUGCAACAACAAGCUCGAUCAGGACCGGGGAGUGAUUUAGGGAGAGGACUAGGGCCAGGCACGAAUGCGAGUCCUGUCAUUGAUCUGACAGGGAGCGACAACGAAGAUGACGAGGACCUGGAGUCCAGUCGGCCUGCGAAGAGGUUGCGCAUUGAUACAAAAGGACAUGAUGAGAUUGCGAGGAUUCUGAGUUCUGGCAUGCGCUUGAUUCAAGGAGCAAGCGAUGAUGUGAACGAUGGAAAGAGUAGUGAAGUUACCGACCAAAACAUACCGUUUGUUGAGAGUGUAAAGCCUCCAGCGUCAUUUCAAGAUCGGCUGGCGUACAUCUCGGUAGAUGGAGGUGGUCAGCAGUCACAAUCUUCAUCCUCUCCUUUACCUCUUCCCCCUCGGCCGCGAAGGAGUCUGUUCAUGCGGGACAAAUCAGAAACCGCCCCUGAAGACGAUGAGCAGGAAGAUAUGACAGUCCAGACCACCCCAUAUACUAUGGAGAAACCUGCUGCUGCUGCUAGGCUCGCAGAUAAUACCGUCCUCGACUUUCACCCGUGGACUGGGAAUCACCCGGAAGAUGCUCUCAACGAACAAACCGCCAAACAAGGCUUUUAUGACCGUGUUCAGCUGUCCCAGAACGAAAGUAAUACCGCACGCCCAUCUCUAUACACACACUUUAAGAACCCCAAUGGUCUCAAAGCGCUUUCCCAUAUAUUCGCGGCUGCUCUUAAACGAAGACAAGCCAUGACGAAAGUCACACCUAACUCAACAUUCAAACCACCACCGCGCGUUACACUCACCGAUAACAAACGUGAAGCCUGGCUACGAGACCUGGCUAACCCAUCCGUACCCCUCAGGCGGCUUAGCAGAACCAUACCUCACGGCAUUCGUGGCAAGAUAUUGCUGGACCAGUGCCUAGGGAAGAACAUACCUAUUGGACGCGCAAUCUGGCUGGCCAAGUGUGUGGGCGCGAAUGAAAUACGGGCAUUCAAACGGAAAGGGACGGCAGCUACCAUUGCGAGCGGGCUUGAAGCGAAAUGGGUAAAGGACUGGACUGGAAGUGUGCAGCAGUUCAUGGAAAGUGUGGUGCAGUCGCAUGAAGACGCCGGGUGGAUUGAGAACCAGGCUUAUGCCAUGAGAUUGUCUGGUCGUCUAUUCUUGGAACAACUGCUUGACCAGGAUGCAUACCUCGAAUGGUUUCUCGGCUCUCUGCAUGCAUCUAACCUGGAUAUGUUACCUGUCUGGUUAUCAAGUAUUGGUGUAUACUGGAAGAAUCUCACUAGCUACCGAAAAAGAGGCAGACGUCUGGCGCAGACCCUACUUGAUAAGCUAGCAUGGGCUCUGAAUGUUAACCGUUCUGCAGUCCUUAAUCCACUAAUCACACGCCUCCAAUCACUUAUUCGUUCGUUCAUUACCUCUUAUCCAUCAUCCUUUAUUCUUCCCUUGACUUGGUCUCAACACCAGAAAGCCCUGACUGCAUGCUUCAACACCUCCGUGCCCCUGGAGACAGCGAUACUCGCUCAACUCAUUGCACGAAAUGCUCGUCUAUCCAAAAUCUCUCCUCAGUCCGCUAUAAACUCUCCUCAGUCUAUCCCACGACCUGCCCCACAACAACUAAUAUCGCUCCUUGAUGCCCCAUGUGCAUCUAAUGGUUUCCCUCUUCUUGCUGCAAAAUGCCUUGCUCUCCCCCUAGAUCACAGAACAUUGAUACAUACCCUCCUGGAAUGGUCCUCAACCCCUUUCAGAUACGGAUGUGCACGAAUCUAUGCCUCUGCUCGACUACUCCGUCGUUGGAGGAAGCUCUCGAUCGAUACUGAUGCGCAUAUAUCCUCAUUCUUGGCCGAGAACAGCAAAUAUAGCGCCCGCCAGCUCGAAAAUGCCUACCAUCUCGUCUCGGAACUGGUACGGUCCCAGUCCUUUUCCGUUGGCAAGUACUUGGAAUGGCUUAUGGCAAGAGGCGCGGUGAGAAGUCCUGAUAUGUCUGGUCAAUAUCUGACAGCUGACGUAGAACUUCUACGGCAUCUUCCGUCAAGUAGACUUCCGGAGCACAUCUGGAAUCUACGCAACACUUUGCUCUCUAGAGCGGGUGUGUCGGUCGAUGCUGAGGCGAGGCAAAUACGCCAAAUCAAGACUGAUCUGUUGCAAAAGCAUUCUGACAUAUUUGUUGGGCAUAUUGGUACUGCUGACACUGAGAUGAUGGAUGGUGAAAUUGACUGGGCUAGCCUCACCUGGACAGUCAAGUCGGAAAUUUCACAUUGGAUUCGAGAGCAGGUUGCAUUGAAACUUCGAGCCCAGGCUCAAGCCCAAAAUCAACCUUCCAGUAAUGCAACCGCUCAAGCAACCGCUUCCAUGAUAAGGCCAGACCAGUUUUACUUUCUGCGAUACAUCCUGGAGCGCAUGGGUGAUGUCUCGAUUCUCGCUGAUGUCCUCAAACUCCUCUCCCAAUCAUCUAACCCCACCGUCUUAGCUUCCGUGACAGAUACCUUGAACUACCACUUACCAUCUUUCACUGCCAUCGGCGCAACAAUGGAUCUCCUACAAAGCUUUGCGAUCUCCUACUCAAAACUGAGCAAGACUGAAGCGCACGUUCAAGAUGUGAUAGUGUCUCUGCUUGACGUUGCCAUUGUCAUACCAUCAGAAGCCUCUACUGUUGCUGUCUUGCGCCGCGACCUAGCGCGCUAUGACAAGAAGUCAGCCAUGGCUGCCUCAUCACCAGUAUCAGAACAUAUGGCUGAUACCCUCAACCCUGUCAACCCUACCUUUGGUGGGAUGCUUGACCAGCUUCUUGCCUCGGGGAACUGUAUGGACGACGCUACGCUCAUGCGUAUAUUUGAUUUGCUUAUCCAGAAGCUUGAGACAGGUAAGGCCGACAUCAGCAUCACAUCUAGCGAGGCAGCGCGAUAUCUUGCACAACUACGUUUGUUCAAUCCCAAGACUUUUGAUGGGCUUAUGAUCAAGCGUGUGGUUGGGAUGAUACGCACUUCUCCAAGACCAAAACUGUCCUACUUUCUACCACCGCUCAUCGGAGUGGGCUGUAUCACUCUUCCGGCGUUUUUCGGUCUGGUGAAGAGGCUUCUUCUUGACGCUGAUAAGGCUGGAGAGAAUAAUAUACCCGAUCUUUUGCACCUCAGGUUGGACAUGUUGAGUGUUCUAGGGCUAGGGACAACCGACCAAAAUACAGUCCCAGACCUCGUAUUCUACCGCUUCAAAAUCUCACGCCAGGAGUUCGUCCAGAAGCACUGCUGUAUCAUUGUCAGCGCUAUACGCGAUGCUGUAAUGGAUGCGUCCGCAAACCAUUCUGCCGCCGACGCCUCUCUUCAUGAACAGUGGAACAAGGCCAUUUUCCCACUUCUUUGCGAGAUAAUGGUUCGACAUUCCAGCCUCGCGAGGGAUGAAUGUGUCAAAUGGGUGACGGCGAAGUUCCCAACAGGAUUACGCCUACUUACCCAGACACUGGACAGUCUUCUUGGCGUGGAAUCAGACAAUGGUAAUCUUAAGAUUCUGCCAUUGUCCAACGGCGAUGAUGCCAGAGAUGCUAAUUUGCACGCAGAUCCUAACCGUGCCUCAACUAGCUCCCAGUCGGUUCAGCAGCAAGCGUCGGAUACUAUCCGUCGCAUUGAUGACUUCUCCUUGCCAUUCUGUCUUAUCAAGCUGCAACUCCUACUUGUGGAAACAGAUGCAGCCGGAAAGGAGAACGUCCUUGAUCCUAUCUUUUCUGCGGCUGAAAUGGAUGUGAAGAAGGGGUUAUCCCGAUGGGUGGAAAUUAUCACUGUUCUGGAUGAUGAAGGAAGACGACAGCUCCAACAAAAGGCAGAGAACAAACUUCUAUCGUUAUUCAUUACAUCCGCCUCCUCGUCCUCGACGGGCAAUAGUGAUGAUGGACCGGCACCUCAUGAGCAUGGGUUGGUAUACCUACGCAUAAUUGAGGAACUAGUAUCCAAAGCACCAAAUGAGAACGAAAACGUUUCUUCCACAAUCGGCAGCGCCCUGUUGGAAAGAAUGAAUCUCUUGCUUCAACGGAUAGCGUUUCUGUCAAAGGUUAAGUCUACAGAUUCAGGCUCCACUAUCAUCGCUCAGUGUAAUGAAGGCGGCAUGCUUGGAAUAUGGAUAUACAUUAUCCUUCGUCUUGUGGCCUUGUAUCGCUCACCUUUCGAUGCUGAGCGUGCCUCUAAGACAGAUCUCUCGGACCAAACUCGCCUCCUGCUCAGUAUUUGCUACAUGGCAUUUACUCCGGCCUUAAUGCAGGUACUCUCACAUACAACCAACCUUCCUCCCACUCCCACUGGCAAAUACGCCCACCUGCAAAGAACGGUACUAGGAAACUGGAAUAGCUUACGAAUAUAUACCAUUGACGUUGCCAAUAUCUUGGUCGAUACCCUCCCAGAUGAAGCCCGCAUACAGUGUGCCCGUUUCCUCCGUGAUAGGUCCCCUCUCUUCCUCCAGCAGCAACAAGAUAGCCGUCUUCUAUAUCUUUUUGGCCCCAUGCCUGAUCCUCAAGCCGGCCCCAUCAGCUCUUCUACUAGCACCACAACCUCCGGUGCGCCACCUCCCGGCUCAUCACCUCUAAAUACCCAAGGCCCUACAGCGCAGGGCUCAUCUGCCCAAUCUCCUCACCCAACCAAUCCAUCAAUCCCCACCGUUGAAGAAACAACGUCACCUGUUCAAAAUUUCCGAUUCCAGCAGGGCAAUCGAGUCGUCGGUCCCUGCCCUCCGAGAACAUGGGAAAUGAUUGAAGAAUCCGCCCCUGUUGUCGGCGUAAAUGACACACCGCUUAACCUUUCAUACUUUGGCGCACGCCUGCCACAUGAAACUCGCCUAGCAGUCUUCACUUCAAGUGACAUCAUAUCCACCUUUUCUUCUCUUCUCUUUUCCGUCAAAUACUUCAACGUUUUUAUAUCAUUCCAUGAGAUAUGCGAGCAUUUACUUGGAUACCAAUUUGCUUCUCCUAUCAGCGACUGCACCAUAGUACUUACCUCUUACGCUAUUUUUAACAUCUCCAGCUUACUCAUUUUCACUUCACAUAUCUUUAACGAAUAA
This is a messenger RNA of Trichophyton verrucosum HKI 0517, 5112 nucleotides long. RefSeq names its product RNA polymerase II mediator complex component Srb8, putative. Gene Ontology annotation, molecular function: transcription coregulator activity. Lineage: Eukaryota; Fungi; Ascomycota; Eurotiomycetes; Onygenales; Arthrodermataceae. Gene Ontology annotation, biological process: regulation of transcription by RNA polymerase II. The coding region runs from base 1 to 5112 and encodes 1703 amino acids. The record is from RefSeq and is a predicted model, not a curated record. Gene Ontology annotation, cellular component: mediator complex. The transcript has 7 exons.